Molecule: messenger RNA, 5196 nt
Organism: Mirounga angustirostris (Northern elephant seal)
Lineage: Eukaryota; Metazoa; Chordata; Mammalia; Carnivora; Phocidae
Gene: PRRX1
Product: paired related homeobox 1
Exons: 5
Coding region: 1187-1840 (217 amino acids)
Biological process (GO): regulation of transcription by RNA polymerase II
Cellular component (GO): nucleus
Molecular function (GO): DNA-binding transcription factor activity, RNA polymerase II-specific; RNA polymerase II cis-regulatory region sequence-specific DNA binding
Source: RefSeq, a predicted model, not a curated record
GAUAAUUAGACCUUUACUUUAAAAAUCCAAAGGGGCUCUCUCGCUUUCUCUUCCCUCCCUUUUCGCUCCCUCCUCCCUCUCUCGCUCCCUCCCUCUCUCUUUCUCUCUGGCUCAGAUGUUGGCAAAGGGGGUUUUCUUAAUCAGACUGUUUUUUGGUCCGAGGGAAAGGAGGAAGAAGGAGAUUGUGAUGGAGAAAGGGGGUCUGUAAAACGUCAGGCACCGCACAAAGGCUUUGCCACGUAAUUACAGGCUCCUAUUAAGUCGAGAUCUGCCCUCCCAGGGGUCUCCAAUUUUCUUGUAUUCCCUACAAAGCCUCCUCUGCAUGCCAGUUUGUGCCUUUUGAAGUGCCAGAGAGCUUCUUGAUCCAACUGAGAAGGAAAAAGGAGCUCAGCAAGAAGAGGGGGAGAGCGAGAAGGGAAAGGGGGGAACCCCACCACCACCCUCCUUCGGACUCUUGAAGCCCUUUUUUUUCCUUCUUACGAAAAGUAAAGUGAGAAUCCUGCUCUCCAAUACAUCUGCAAGACAUCACCCUCUCCUCCUGAAACUUUAGUCACUCCUGAGAAUCCACAGGAGUGCAGAGAGGGGGAACACGUUUUCUUGAAGAUGUUUUAAAGCUGGAACAAGCCUUCUUCUGUUGGUGCUUGAACUCUUGCCUGGGAAUAACUUUUUUAACCUUGAAAAAAAAAUCCACUUUGAUUCUUCUCUCCCACCCCUUCUUCUCUCUUCUUCUGUUUGCCUAACUCCCCCGCCCUGCUGGCCUCCCCUUUCCUUUCUCCCCCUUAUUAUUAUUUUUAGUGUGUGCUUGUGGACGCUUUUGGAGAGCUGGAAGGAAUUUUUUUUUUUUGCUCCUGACUUGAACAUAGGGUGACUUUUUAAUUUUAUUUUUUGGUGUGGAUUAUAUCCUUGGACCGCGCCGGACUUGGCCUCAGGAAAGCAACCGAGGCUUUCGAAGGCUGUUGGUGCAAAACGCUCUGCUCUGCAGAAGGGGGUCCCCCGCCCUCUUUCCAAUUUUUUUUGUCCUUCCCCUCCUUCUCUCUCUCUCUCUCUCUCUCCCCCCCCGCUCUCUCUCUCUCUCCACUCCCCCCUCUCUCUUCCCCACUCGGCUCCUCUCCCCCCCUCGCGCCCGCAGCGUUUGGUGUUGAUUCGAGCGGGAAGAGGGGGGUGGGUGGGAUCGGAGGGGGAGACCAUGACCUCCAGCUACGGGCACGUUCUGGAGCGGCAACCGGCGCUGGGCGGCCGCUUGGACAGCCCAGGCAACCUCGACACCCUGCAGGCGAAAAAGAACUUCUCCGUCAGUCACCUGCUAGACCUGGAGGAAGCCGGGGACAUGGUGGCGGCGCAGGCGGACGAGAGCGUGGGCGAGGCCGGCCGAAGCCUACUGGAGUCGCCGGGACUCACCAGCGGCAGCGACACCCCACAGCAGGACAAUGAUCAGCUGAACUCCGAGGAAAAGAAAAAGAGAAAGCAGCGGAGGAACAGGACGACAUUCAACAGCAGCCAGCUGCAGGCUCUGGAGCGCGUCUUUGAGCGGACACACUACCCAGACGCCUUCGUGAGAGAGGACCUUGCCCGCCGGGUGAACCUCACCGAGGCCAGAGUGCAGGUGUGGUUUCAGAACCGAAGAGCCAAAUUCCGCAGGAAUGAGAGAGCCAUGCUGGCCAAUAAAAACGCUUCCCUCCUCAAAUCCUACUCAGGGGACGUGACUGCUGUGGAGCAGCCCAUCGUACCUCGUCCUGCUCCACGACCCACCGAUUAUCUCUCCUGGGGGACAGCCUCUCCGUACAGAUCCUCGUCCCUCCCAAGAUGUUGUUUACACGAGGGGCUUCAUAACGGAUUCUAACGGAAGACACUGAAAAGCGCCAUGGCUACUUACUCUGCCACAUGUGCCAACAAUAGCCCUGCACAGGGCAUCAACAUGGCCAACAGCAUUGCCAACCUGAGACUGAAGGCCAAGGAAUAUAGUUUACAGAGGAACCAGGUGCCAACAGUCAACUGAGGAAAAAAAUAUAAUUAAACAGGCCUAAGAAGAAAUCAAAAACCAUAAGACACCUAUCCUGCUCUGUCAUUUCUUCAUCUGCUGGAAAAAAAUAAAUAAAAACAAACAAACAAACAAAAAACCUGAACUAAAAUAUUGGGACCAUGGCAGAGAAAAGCAGGAGAGGAGCAAAAUGAAAAUUAGUUAACCAAUGUUUCUCCUCCCUCUGAGAUACCACCACCACUUGUUUCUGCGUGUGUUAAUUUUGUUUUUCCUUCUACUCAUGCGCUUUGCUUUAAUAUACUCCAAGCUUCUUCAGUUAGGUUCAGCCCACCCACUCCCAUGAUCGUAUGGGUUUACAAAAAAAAAAAAAAAAAAAAAACUACAGCAGCCAAAGAAACCAUAUAUAUAGUCAGAAUCAUUGUCUAGCGUCUCCUCAGUGACCUGUUUGAACCUCAGUGCCUUGCCCUAUCCUUCUUCCCAGUUCUCUGUAUAGAAACUCUAGGAACUUCUGAAAAGCCAAAGUCUUUCUGAAGAAUCUGUGCCAGAUAUGAUUUCCUGUCUCAUUUUCUCCGUGUCUGUCAGUCAUGGUAAGGUUUUUCCAUCAGCUACUGUUAAGAAAGCAAUUAUGUACAACAUCUGGUCACUGGUUUGUCUGAUCCAAUGUGAUUGGCUGUGUCUGGCUAAUUCUAAGCUCUAAGCUGUAGAUCUAAGCUCUCCAUAUAAGCUAUAGAUUUAAGCUCUAAGCUGUAGAUGAUAAUAUCACCAUCACCACCACCCCUCACCCCCAUCCAAGCAAUCAGCCAUCUUAAGUUAAAGAUAUUUGUUGUUUUUGAAUGAUUUGCUGUCACGAGCUUGACACUCGAGAGAGGGAGAGACAUUUCUUUAGGAAAACAAAGACUGAGUUGUGAAAGGCAUGGCCUAUAUCUCUUUAGUGCCUUAAGGAUAGUCAGAUGCACACUUAUAUAUAUACUGUAUAUAUUUAUAUAUUUUAUAUAUAUAUAUAUAAAAUAUUCUUGCAAGCUUGAGUUUGCAGUUUCUCAAACACUACAAAGAAACAAUUUUACACCAUCACCACUGUCCUUAAUCUCUCCAGUGAUGAGAUGUUUUUAAGGAUCUUGUUUCCUUUCUUUCUCAACAUAAAAUUCUCAUUAAGGCCACAGAGCGAUUGAUAGGGCAUUUGUUUAAGAACAGGUCUCAUUUUCACAUUUGGGCUUUAAAUAAAUUAGAACCUAUUUGAGGCUAUAAAAAUGUUCUUGAGUUUGGAGGCUGAGCUCUGGUGGAAUGGGAAUAUAUCCCAAUACAUCAUGGGAAUUACAUUUAGAGGAGUGAAAGCCAUGUCGUCAUCUGCCCCUUCUCCACUCAACAGGAAUCUGAAAGACAUGUGUUUAAAUGGAAUCCUUAAAGUCUUGUCUAAAUUCCAAAAAUUUAAAAGGCAACUGUGGGCUAGUCUUUUACUAAUAUUUUGAAAUAAAGUUUAGUGCCUAGGGCUGUGAGCUGGGACUGACCUGUCUUUGUUUCUUUCUUUUUGUCUCCAGCUGUGCUUUUAUAACUUGUCAGGUGGACUAGACCAAACCACACCACCAUGCUGUGCCUCAGUUUACCUUUUUGUAAAAGGGGUUUAACAAUACUUACCUACCUCACAGGGGUGUUGUGAGGCUCUAUUCAUUUGCUCCUUCAUUCUUUCCUGUAUUCUCUGUUUGUGCAGCACUUUGUAGCCAUGGGAGGAAAGGGACUAUAAAAGUAGACAAUGUUAAUGGAAGGAUACGGUACCUGGAAGCCUUGUUUUCUAGCAAGGAAAUGCUACCUUACUUUAAAUACUUAUAGCCUUGUAUUUGGAAAUGAGAAAUAGGUUUAUACUUACAGACCUCUCAAAAAUCACAUCACUUGACCAAAGAAUAAUUUAAGAUACACAGAACAGACAUAUUUUUGACAUAUUUUUAUCCUGACCAGGUUGGUUCUAAUAACUUUAGUUAUCAGUAAUUAAAAAGCUUUAGAUUGGUUUUGGCCAAAUAUGCCAACUCUGAGUGACAGGCAUGGACUAUUGAGUUUAAGAUGCACUUUCAGCACAUUUGUUACCCCCUUGGCCUAUCAAGUUGAACUAAUGGUGGUAUUUUUUCAGCCAAACAGCCACCAGUCUGAAAAUGUAUUUUAAAUGUUGAAUCUGUACUUCUUUUAAUAACAAGAAGAAAGCCCACCUUACGCAUUUUGCUUUCAUCCACUGAUUCCCUCUUCUUUUAGCAUACUAUUAAAAUAUUUCUUACUGAUGUUUCAUGUAGGCUGGCUGAACACCACAUAUUACUUGCUUCCUAAGGAGUCCCUUGACUAAUUCUUUUGUCCCACUAGCUGCUGUGGGCUAUCAAGAUUCAAAGGAACAGUGUAGUCUAACAGAUGAAAACGUUCUUUGUGAAAUGAAUGUGAUCCAAGAAAUUGGCCAACUUUUGGAGUUUAGACUUUGGGGAGAAUAGCUAAAAGUGAGUUUGGGUUAUAGUGCAAGGAACAGAAAUCAUACAUGACGAGAUGCUGCUAGGAAAGGGGAAUUUUUGAAGAGGGAAGAAAGGAAUAGAAGGUCAUGUGAAACAGUCAUUUGAAGCUUGCACCCUGACAUCCGUUUUCAGGGGUGAACAGAAAAGCCUGAACCCCAAAUCCAAACACUAUGUGAAACUGGGCAGUUUUACCACCAAUGCCUGGGAAGCAAGAGAGUAGCCAGCGCUGGUCAGCCAUAGAAAUUUUCAUUGCUAGUGAAUCAACACCACAAACAUUUAUUAUCUAAGCACCUGAUCAAAAAGUAUACACAUGAGACAAGCACUCAGUAUUGUUCAUUUAUUAUUGAUUUUUUUUUAAAGUAGAAGUUUGAUAUAUGAUUUAGAGGAGUAGCCUUUUGGCUUCCAAGCCAGGUCUCAACAGAGGACCUCAGGCCAACAAAGUUCCAAGGCAUACCCCCUGUUCCUCACCAUCAUUAUACCCAGAUGCAGAUGAAUACAUGCAAACUAUCUGUCUGUGUCCCCAGUCCCUCCCCAAACAAGAUGCUGAUUUGUAGGAUACUUGGCAGGUUAAGUCAAACCAGAAGAGGUGAUUGAAUAAAAAAGGGAAUGACACGUAGGGUAUAAAGAUCUCGUAAGAAAUGUAAUAUGUAAAUUAUAUCUUGCUUUAUGAUGUAAAAUAUACAUUGUUUGCGCUAGAAUAGAAAUGAUUCCUUUUCAAUAAAAAGAAGGAUACUA